UGAAAGAACAAGAACAGACAGGAUCCCACCGCCUGCAGCUACGAGGAAACGCUUGUUACCGUCAGCAGAGCUGAGGUUUCCUGAAAGGAGAUUCAAUGACCAGAAAUAUGAGGAAACAUCUUCAGAAAACCACGCUGUCCUGCAGACAUGAUGGAGGUUUGAUGUCAGGAACAUCCAGCAGCUCCCCAGGAGGUCUGCUGGUGCAGCAGAACAUCAGCUGGACUUUAAGUUCCAACCCUGAAGGAUGCAUGGAGGAACAUGCAGAAACAAUAGACGUCCGAGUGCUGUCCUGCAGGCCCGCCUCCUCCUGCUCCUUCUCCUCCUCUUCCUCCUCCUCCGGGACGGGGAGGGUUGAAAGGGACUGGAAGGAGCCAGCUCUUUUGCUUUGUUCCCCCUCUGGAGCUCCGGGAUCGGGACGGCGCGGCUCGGGUUCCGGGCGGCGGUCUGCCGUCAUGACGGGCUCGGGUUCGAGGUUCGGGGUUCUGCUGCUGGUGCUGGUUCUGCUGCAGACGGUGGUGGUGACCUUCACGGUGCUGCGCUUCAGCGCGGCGCUGCACGCGAUGAAGGAGACGUUCGCCAGGAGCAGCACUUCCUGUCUGACGGGCGCCAACCUGCAGAGCUUCGCGGCCGUCCAGGGCGAUCCGUGCUGGCAGGUCACUCAGCAGCUCCACCUGCUCAUCGAGAAGUCGUUGUCUCAGCGCUACCAGAGCCAGCUUUCAUCGGCUGUCAGAGAUGAAGUUUCUCGGGUGCUGCCGUCUCUUGUGAUGGAGGACAGAGCGUCACUUCAGCCCAAAGUGGCAGCUCAUGUGACAGGGAGCGUUUUUCCCAAGCUGCAGCAGGGAGGAGGAGGAGAAGGAGGAGAAGGAGGAGGAGGAGGAGCUUCGGUCUCCCUCCAGAGGAGGGUCCAGGGCCAGAAGAUUUCGUGGUGGGAGGGGCAGAAAGGGCUGGCGUUCCUGCAGGACGUGGAGCUGGUGGACGGGGAGCUGGUGGUACCCCGGCCCGGCCUCUACUACAUCUAUGCCCAGACCUACUUCAGACACACCCACUCCCUGGAGGAGCAGGGUGAGGAGGGCGAGGACAGGGGGAGGCCGCUGCUGCAGUACGUCUAUAAGAAGAUGAGCUCAUACCCCGUUCCCAUCUUGCUGAUGAAGACGAGCCGGACCUCCUGCUGGUCUCGGGAUUCCGACUUUUCUCUGCAUUCGGCUCACCAGGGAGGCCUCUUCCCGCUCAGCGCCAGCGACCGGCUGUUCGUCACGGUGACCAACGCCUCUGCUGUGGACAUGGACGAGAAGAGCAGCUUCUUCGGGGCGUUCCUCGUCAGCUAGAGAAGCAGCAGAGCUUCAACCAAACUGAUGCGUCGCUAGAAAAUGAACAAACCCGAUGAAAGGAAAGAGACAUCUCUGGAAGACUGUCAGACUCACGUCGGUUUGUAAAUGAAUCCAAAAUGGACUUCAAGAAGACAAUAUUUUUGUUAUUUUUUUGGUUGAGUUUCGACAUUUGAAUAAACUGGAAUUUAUUUUUAUAAAAGUCUACACUAGAGGGUGCUGUUUCCUCACUUUGUGCAGAUCUGUUGAAUUUGUAUGAAGUGAUUUUUGUACCAUCAUAUUGCAAAUAAAAGUUACAGAUUUGAGAUCAAAAUCGGCUAAAUUCCAAACAAAAUGUAAAGUGUUGAGAAUAAAAUUUCAUAAAUUGCAAACUUCAUAAUUUGGUGUGGCACAAACAUAACGCUGAAAGAAAAAUUUGAACGCAAAGUCAAAGAUAUGGUGAAAGCGAGAUGAGACACUAAGCAUCUGAAAACUUUUUGCUGCAAACGAAAAUAUUUUUUGAAAGCAAAAAUAUAAAAAGUUUGCAAAUGCGAAAACAUGUUUUGAAAGAAAAAAAGAUUUUUGAAAGAAAAUGUUUAUUUUCCUUUGCAAAUUAUUAAGUUUUCUUCCUAAACAUUUUGUUUGCAAUUUUGAAACUGUUGAUCUCAAAUCUCUAACUUUUGGUUGCAAUAUGGUGGCACAAAAUCCCUUAAAAAUGUUUUUUGUCGUGUCGUUUUUAUGAACUGACCUUAAUGAUGCAGGUUUCUGAAUGUAACAAAUGUUCUCCAACAACAGAUUCUAACACAGCAAGAAUGAAAAAAAGAUUUUUACUCAAACAUUCUAGAGAGAAUAUUUUUUUAACCACUGAACUGCAACUAGUUUUUGAUGUUUUUCUGAGCUGAAAACCCAAAAAGAUGUUGAUGUUGUUAGAAAACAUCUAAAAGGGAGUUUUUGCAUUUAAAUAUGUAAAUGUUGACUUCCUUUGUCUGGAACAUGAGUAGUUACUUCAAAAUAAGACAGUUCCUGCCUUUACUGAGGUAAAAAGUCAAAAUAAAAUAUUUACUUUUUUAAUUUUCUUAAUUGUGAAACUAUUUCAUGUAAAUAUUUAUUAAAAACGAAGUUUAAAACGUUUGA
Molecule: messenger RNA, 2438 nt
Organism: Oryzias melastigma (Indian medaka)
Lineage: Eukaryota; Metazoa; Chordata; Actinopteri; Beloniformes; Adrianichthyidae
Product: tumor necrosis factor ligand superfamily member 10
Exons: 6
Coding region: 96-1325 (409 amino acids)
Biological process (GO): immune response
Cellular component (GO): membrane
Molecular function (GO): tumor necrosis factor receptor binding
Source: RefSeq, a predicted model, not a curated record